CUUUGUGGCUGGCAGCAGAAACUGCAGCAGUAUCUUUGCAGUUUCCUUUCAUCUUUGAUUAUGUUUUAAGGAUCUCUGAGUAUAGAAGCUCUUUGUGUGACCCUUUGGAAUAUCUUUUCACCUCUGUGGUGGAGUACAGCGCAUGCUGAAAGCCUCCUGUCUUCUACAGCUGAGGUAUCCUUUGCUUUUCAUCAGCCCUCUGAUUUUUGUCUUCUGCGGCUGGAUUUUUGGCAGUAUUGGGCUUAAGCAAAUAGGAUUACAUUUCAGUAGCUGAUGGUUUCUAGUCAAGGAACAUACUAAAUGUCGGACAUGAUGAGGAUUGUACAAAGAAAUAUUUCUGCAAAGCACAGGAAAAUUACUCGAGUCGAGCGAAGGAAGAAGACAUUCUGCAAAUGUAAUCAGGGCUGCUAGAAAUGCAAAAUUCAACAGCUUUGGAAUGGGUUGCACUACAAGUGUGGUUCUGUUUAAAGGCAUUCGUACAGUUUUUGAGAGAAACUGUGGUUAUAUUUGCAAACAGCAAGGGGAAAACAAUGCCCUUGAAUACACAGCAUUCAGCUUGCCAGAUGAAGAUUCAGGAAUACUGAUUCACUCAUCCCUGGCAAAACCAAAGCUCAUAGAACCGAUAGACUAUGAAAAUGUCAUUGUUCAGAGGAAAACACAGAUUUUGAAUGAUCCUUUACGUGAGAUGCUACUGUUCCCUUAUGAUGACUUUCAGACAGCGUUAUUGCAGCGGCAGAGUCGAUACAUUCAUUCAACAGUUCCUGAAAAUGCAGAGAAGGAAGCUCAAAGCUUGUUUGUAACUGAGUGCAUCAAAACCUACAAUUCAGACUGGCAUGUUGUUAACUAUAGAUAUGAAGAUUACUCAGGAGAGUUUCGACAGCUUCCAAAUAAAGGGACAAAAUCAGAGAAGCUUCCUGUUCAUUUAUAUGAAGUGGAUGAAGAAGCAGAUAAAGAUGAGGAUGCAGCAUCUCUUGGGUCUCAAAAGGGUGGAAUAACAAAACAAGGAUGGCUGCACAAAGGCAACAUGAAUAGUGCAAUCAGUGUGACAAUGAGAUCAUUUAAAAGAAGAUUUUUCCACUUAAUCCAACUUGGUGAUGGAUCCUAUAAUCUCAAUUUCUACAAAGAUGAAAAAAUAUCAAAAGAACCAAAAGGAUCAAUAUUUCUAGAUUCGUGCAUGGGAGUAGUUCAGAAUAAUAAGGUCAGACGUUUUGCAUUUGAGCUCAAGAUGCAAGACAAGAGUAGUUAUCUUCUAGCUGCUGACAGUGAACUUGAAAUGGAAGAGUGGAUAAACACUCUGAACAAAAUCCUUCAGCUUAACUUCGAGGCUGCAAUGCAAGAAAAAAGAAAUGGAGAGUCUCAUGAAGAUGAUGAACAAAGCAGACUGGAAAGCUCAUCAAGUAGUUUUGAUAACUACUAUCCUGAAAUUGCCAAGAGUACCAGAGAAGCAGAAAUCAAGCUGAAAAGUGAAAGCAGAGUUAAGCUUUUUGCCUUGGAUCCAGAUGCACAGAAACUAGACUUUUCUAGUAUUGAACCAGAAGUGAAACCAUUUGAAGAGAAAUUUGGAAAAAAAAUUCUUGUGAGGUGUAACGAUUUAUCUUUUAAUUUGCAAAGCUGCGUUGCAGAAAACGAAGAAGGACCGACAACAAAUGUAGAACCUUUCUUUGUCACAUUGUCACUAUUUGAUAUUAAAAACAACAGGAAGAUUUCAGCAGAUUUCCACGUUGAUUUGAACCACCCCUCAGUAAGGCACAUGAUACCCAGUGUACCUCAACAAAUGAUGAAUGGCAGCGGUGAUAGCUUACACAGAAUUCAAGACAUUCAUGAAACUGUGUUACAAUAUCCAAAGCAGGGAAUAUUCUCAGUCACAUGUCCUCAUACUGACAUCUUCCUUGUGGCUAGAAUAGAAAAGGUAUUACAAGGAAGUGUUACACAUUGUGCUGAACCAUAUAUGAAAAGUUCAGAUUCUUCAAAGGUUGCACAGAAAGUUUUGAAGAAUGCUAAGCAGGCAUGCCAGAGAUUAGGUCAAUAUAGAAUGCCUUUUGCCUGGGCAGCUAGGACGCUGUUUAAAGAUGCCUCAGGAACUCUGGACAAAAAUGCAAGAUUUUCUCCUCUCUUCAGACAAGACAGUAAUAAACUCUCAAAUGAAGACAUGCUGAAAUCGUUAGCAGAUUUCAGGAAACCUGAAAAGAUGGCCAAACUUCCUGUUAUUUUAGGAAAUCUGGAUGUUACAAUUGAUAACGUGUCACCAGAUUUUCCAAAUUAUGUUAACUCAUCAUACAUUCCCAUGAAGCAGUUUGAAAACAGCACCAAGACACUAACAACAUUUGAAAUAGAGGAGUUUGUUCCCUGUAUACCAAAAUACACUCAGCCUUUCACCAUCUACAACAAUCAUCUUUAUGUUUAUCCAAAGCACUUGAAAUAUGACAGUCAAAAGUCUUUUGCAAAGGCUAGAAAUAUUGCGGUGUGCAUUGAGUUCAAGGAUUCUGAUGAAGAGGAUUCUUUGCCUUUAAAGUGUAUCUAUGGUAGGCCUGGUGGACCAGUAUUUACAAGAAGUGCAUUUGCUGCUGUUCUGCAUCACCACCAAAAUCCAGAGUUUUAUGAUGAGAUUAAAAUAGAAUUGCCCACUCAGUUGCAUGAAAAGCACCACUUGUUGUUCACCUUCUACCAUGUCAGCUGUGAUAAUUCAAGCAAGGGGAGUACAAAGAAGAAAGAUGUUGUUGAAACACAAGUUGGGUAUUCUUGGCUUCCUUUGAUAAAAGAUGGAAGAGUGGUCACCAACGAGCAACACAUCCCAGUAUCAGCAAAUCUUCCAUCAGGCUAUCUUAGUUAUCAAGAAGUGGGUGUUGGAAAGCAUUCUGGUCCUGAAAUUAAAUGGGUAGAUGGAGGCAAACAACUGUUAAAAAUAUCCACUCAUCUGGUGUCAACUGUGUAUACACAGGACCAGCACUUGCAUAACUUUUUUCAGUACUGUCAGAAAACAGAAUCUGGAGCUCGUGCACUAGGAACUGAUCUUGUAAAGUAUCUUAAGAGCCUUCAUGCUAUGGAAGGCCAUGUGAUGAUAGCUUUCCUGCCAACUGUUCUCAACCAGUUGUUUAGAGUUCUCACUAGAGCAACUCAAGAGGAAGUGGCAGUCAAUGUGACAAGGGUUAUUAUCCAUAUUGUUGCUCAGUGUCAUGAAGAAGGCUUAGAUAGCUACCUGAGAUCUUAUGUCAAGUAUGCUUAUAAAGCUGAACCCUAUGUUGCUUCUGAAUAUAAGACAGUACAUGAAGAACUGACAAAGUCCAUGACAACAAUUUUAAAGCCAUCUGCUGACUUUCUUACAAGCAACAAGCUACUUAAGUAUUCAUGGUUUUUCUUUGAAGUUCUGAUAAAAUCAAUGGCUCAACAUUUGAUAGAAAACUCUAAAGUGAAGCUGUUGCGAAACCAGAGAUUUUCUGCUUCCUUUCAUCAUGCAGUUGAAACAGUUGUUAAUAUGCUAAUGCCACACAUCACUCAGAAGUACAGAGACAAUCCAGAGGCUUCAAAAAAUGCAAACCAUAGUCUUGCUGCCUUUAUAAAAAGGUGUUUCACUUUUAUGGAUAGAGGCUUUGUUUUCAAGCAAAUCAAUAACUACAUCAGCUGCUUUGCCCCGGGAGAUCCGAAGACUCUUUUUGAAUUCAAAUUUGAAUUUCUUCGUGUAGUCUGCAACCAUGAGCACUACAUACCUUUGAAUCUACCAAUGCCAUUUGGAAAAGGCAGAGUUCAGAGAUACCAAGACCUUCAGCUGGAUUAUUCAUUAACUGAUGAAUUCUGUAAAAAUCACUUCUUAGUUGGACUGCUUUUAAGGGAAGUGGGCAAUGCCUUACAGGAGUUCAGAGAUGUUCGGCAGAUUGCUAUCAGUGUACUCAAGAAUUUGAUGAUAAAACAUUCUUUUGAUGAUAGAUAUGCUUCCAGGGGUCAUCAAGCAAGAAUAGCCACUAUGUAUUUGCCGCUCUUUGGACUGCUUAUAGAAAAUGUUCAGCGAAUCAAUGUUAAAGAUGUGUCUCCAUUUCCUGUUAACCCUUCCAGCAAUAGCGCAAAGGAUGAUGCACAGAUUUUGCCAACUGCAAGUCAGUUAGUAACACCACAAAAAUCAGGAAACACGUUGGAUAACAAUCUUCCUAAAGAUCUCUUUGGUGUUAUCUCUGGCAUCGCUUCCCCAUACACCACAUCUACUCCAAAUAUUAAUAGUGUGAGGAACGCUGACUCAAGAGGAUCUCUUAUAAGUACAGACUCAGGAAACAGUCUCCCAGAAAGACAAAGUGACAAGAGCAAUUCUCUUGACAAGAGAGAGAAGCUUCUCAGAAGGCACUCUGCUCAUGCUAUAUGCCCAAAUGGAGAAGAAGAAGAAAAUUCUCACCCUGCAAAGAAAAACCGUGUUACUAUGGAUUUUUCACUUCUGACAAUUCCAGCUUUGCCAGAGAAAAUUUUGCAUACUACUUUCUCUCUUCAGUUACAAGAAAACCAACAGAGCAGCACUUUAGGAAGUUCUGUUGUUCGAUACGACAAACUUGAUCAAGCAGAGAUCAAAAGUCUGCUCAUGUGUUUCCUUCACAUUUUAAGAAGCAUGUCAGAUGACGCGUUGUUUACAUAUUGGAACAAGGCUACAAAAUCUGAACUCAUGGACUUUUUCACGAUUACAGAAGUAUGCUUACAUCAGUUCCAGUACAUGGGAAAACGAUACAUAGCCAGGAACCAGGAGGGGUUAGGAUCCAUAGUUCAUGAUCGAAAAUCUCAGACAUUGCCUGUUUCCCGUAACAGAACAGGAAUGAUGCAUGCCAGAUUGCAGCAGCUGAGCAGCCUGGAUAACUCUCUCACUUUUAACCACAGCUAUGGCCAUUCAGAUGCAGAUGUCCUUCACCAGUCUUUACUUGAAGCAAAUGUUGCCACCGAAGUUUGCCUUACAAUUCUGGAUACUCUGUCAUUGUUCACGAUGGCUUUUAAGAAUCAGCUACUGACUGAUCAUGGGCAUAAUCCACUGAUGAAGAAAGUAUUUGAUGUAUACCUCUGCUUCCUUCAAAAGAAUCAGUCUGAAACAGCAUUGAAAAAUGUCUUCAUUGCUUUAAGGGCACUUAUUUAUAAGUUUCCUUCUACAUUUUAUGAAGGUAGAGCUGAUAUGUGUUCUGCACUGUGCUAUGAAAUUCUGAAGUAUUGUAAUUCCAAACUGAGUUCAAUUCGUACUGAAGCUUCACAGUUACUGUACUUUUUAAUGAGGAAUAAUUUUGACUACACAGGGAAGAAGUCUUUUGUUAGAACACAUCUGCAAGUUAUUAUUUCAGUAAGCCAGCUAAUUGCUGAUGUUGUUGGAAUUGGAGGAACUAGAUUCCAGCAGUCUCUUUCCAUCAUCAAUAAUUGUGCCAAUAACGACAGAAUUAUAAAGCACACUACAUUCCCAUCUGACGUUAAGGAUUUAACAAAACGGAUUCGCACAGUACUGAUGGCUACAGCUCAGAUGAAGGAGCAUGAGAAUGAUCCAGAAAUGCUUGUAGACCUCCAGUACAGCUUGGCAAAAUCUUAUGCUAGUACACCUGAACUAAGGAAGACGUGGUUAGACAGCAUGGCAAGGAUCCACGUUAAAAAUGGAGAUCUUUCAGAGGCAGCAAUGUGCUAUGUCCAUGUAGCAGCACUGGUUGCAGAAUAUCUCACAAGAAAAGGGAUGUUUAGGCAAGGUUGUACUGCUUUCAGAGUAAUCACACCAAAUAUAGAUGAAGAGGCUUCGAUGAUGGAGGAUGUUGGAAUGCAAGAUGUUCACUUCAAUGAAGAUGUGCUGAUGGAAUUGUUGGAGCAGUGUGCUGAUGGACUCUGGAAGGCAGAACGCUAUGAACUCAUUGCUGAUAUAUAUAAACUUAUAAUUCCCAUUUAUGAAAAACGGAGAGAUUUUGAGAGGCUUGCUCAUCUAUAUGACACUCUUCAUCGAGCAUACAGUAAAGUUACAGAAGUUAUGCAUACAGGCAAGAGACUGCUGGGAACUUAUUUCAGGGUAGCAUUCUUUGGACAAGCAGCGCAAUACCAGUUUACAGACAGUGAAACAGAUGUUGAGGGUUUCUUUGAGGAUGAAGAUGGAAAGGAAUAUAUCUAUAAAGAGCCUAAACUCACACCUCUUUCAGAAAUUUCCCAAAGACUCCAAAAACUCUACUCCGACAAAUUUGGAUCUGAAAAUGUCAAAAUGAUUCAGGAUUCUGGCAAAGUAAAUCCUAAAGAUUUAGAUUCAAAAUAUGCAUAUAUUCAAGUUACGCAUGUAAUUCCAUACUUUGAAGAAAAAGAGUUGCAAGAAAGAAAAACAGAUUUUGAAAGGACUCAUAACAUUCGUCGCUUUAUGUUUGAGAUGCCUUUUACUCAAGCUGGUAAAAGACAAGGAGGAGUAGAAGAGCAGUGUAAGCGACGGACUAUUUUGACAGCUAUACAUUGUUUCCCAUAUGUGAAAAAGCGCAUUCCAGUAAUGUACCAGCACCAUACUGAUCUAAACCCAAUUGAAGUAGCCAUUGAUGAAAUGAGUAAAAAAGUUGCAGAACUCAGACAGCUUUGCUCUUCAACUGAAGUAGAUAUGAUCAAAUUGCAGCUGAAGCUACAGGGAAGUGUCAGUGUUCAGGUUAAUGCUGGUCCAUUAGCAUAUGCAAGAGCUUUCUUAGAUGACACAAACACCAAAAGAUAUCCAGACAAUAAAGUAAAGCUACUAAAGGAAGUUUUUAGGCAAUUUGUUGAAGCCUGUGGCCAUGCUCUGGGUGUAAAUGAACGACUUAUAAAGGAAGACCAGUUGGAAUAUCAAGAAGAAAUGAAGGCCAACUACAGAGAAAUGGCAAAAGAGCUUUCUGAAAUAAUGCAUGAACAAAUGGGAUGAUUACUCCGGUUGAAGAAAAGGCCAGUGUCAUGCCUAACUCACUACACAUUUUCAACGCCAUAAGUGGAACUCCAACAAGCACAACAGUUCAUGGGAUGCCCAGUUCUUCUUCAGUUGCAUGAUUGUUUUGUAAAGGAAAGUAUGUUCGUUUCUUUCGAAAUUUGUGGAUUGGCUUCAUCGUGUGCAAACUCAGGAUGAUCUUGAAGCUAAAUGUUGGGCACGUGCAAGCUGCAUAAUUCAUACGAAUGUUUGAGCACACUUAGCAAAUAGCAGUUACUGGUAAUAGUCUUUUAGAGUAAGGGAGGUGCACAUAUAUUUUUUAAUCUCGCUGGUAAAAUUUAAAAGUGUUCACAAUGUCGUUGCAGAAGUGCGUGUUGGAAAAUUAUAAAGUUGAAGCUAGCUUCUGUUGUUCAUUAGAAAGUAUUAUUAAAAUGAAUUGCACAUUACAAAAAAGUGUUGUGGGAUGUAAUUUUGCAGAUAUGUAACAUUCAGGUGUUCUUUUUGUGUAUGGCACAUAGAGAUUCCUAAUACAAGAACUAUUUUGGGGCUUGACAGAGACACUAGUUUUUGGGGUUUAAUGGAACUGACAAUAGUAGUUUUUGUACCAUUUGGCAAAUUGUUGUGCUUUAUUUUAUACCUUGUUGCAUUUUGGAGGUAUGUGAGCUUAAAUCUUACUAAACAACUAAAUACAACCAAAGGUCUGUAUUAAUGAACACUGAAUUAUACUACAGUAUCAAUAGUAGUAAAUUGUUAUGUACAUAUUGUUUGUUAAUACAGUCCAUACAGUCUGUACAUAAAUGUAUUACAUUUCUAAUCAUUUUUUUAAUAUUCAUACCAGCUCUUACCAUUCUGCUUUCAGUUUAUUUUGAAAAUCUGCUCAUUCCAAGUAUAUGCAGACUUUACAGUUCAUUUAUUCCUGUAUAUAAAUAAGUGCAAUAUAAAGAUGUAUACAGUCUUUGCUAUGUUAGGUUUAUAUGCAGUUAUUAAAAGAAAAAAAACCUUUUUGCCAAAGCAAUGGAGUAUGUAAUUGGUAAUCAUGGUUACUGUGGUAAAUGGUGGUAUUAUUUAAAGCUUUUUCCAUAUUCUUAUUCUUUUAAGACAUUAAUUUAGUAAUUUUAUAUUUGGGGAAAAUAAAGGUUUUUAAUUUUAUUUAACUGGAAGCACCGUUCUGCUGUAAUUAAACAUUCUGUAUUACAUCUAUAUUAAAAGGAAAAAGGUAGUUACUUUUCU
Messenger RNA from Pipra filicauda (Wire-tailed manakin), 8086 nucleotides. It is a transcript of the gene DOCK9, whose product is annotated as dedicator of cytokinesis 9. Gene Ontology annotation, molecular function: guanyl-nucleotide exchange factor activity. The transcript is spliced from 57 exons. The record is from RefSeq and is a predicted model, not a curated record. Gene Ontology annotation, biological process: positive regulation of GTPase activity; small GTPase-mediated signal transduction. NCBI's taxonomy places the organism in Eukaryota, Metazoa, Chordata, Aves, Passeriformes, Pipridae. Bases 437 to 6856 code for a protein of 2139 amino acids.